AUGGGCGCUCCAGUCGCGGCACUGCUGCUGGUGCAGCUGCUGGUGCAACUGUUGGUGCCAGUGGAACUUGAGAUGCUGGGGUGGCCGGAUCAGGACGUGCUGUUUCCAGGUUUCGAGAACUCGUCAUUGCUCACAUGGCCAUGUGGCCAACGGUCCAUCGGGUCGCGUGUGGUGGGCGGAAAGGACGCAGAUCUCGGGCGCUGGCCAUGGCAGGGCAGCCUACGCCUGUGGGGUUCCCACACCUGCGGGGCGAGCCUGCUCAACCGGCGCUGGGUGCUCUCCGCCGCGCAUUGCUUUGAAAGGAACACUGACCCCUUUGAGUGGACAGUCCAGUUUGGUGAGCUGUCUGCCGUGCCGUCCAUCUGGAACCUGCAGGCCUACUACAACCGUUACGGGGUGGAAGAGAUCAUUUUCAGCCCCAGGUACCGGGGGGCUUCAGCCUACGACAUCGCCUUGCUGAGGCUGUCCUCCUCUGUCACCUACAAUAAGUACAUCCAGCCCAUCUGUAUCCUGGCCUCUUCCGUCGACUUCGAGAACCGGACUGACUGCUGGGUGACCGGCUGGGGGGACAUCCAAGAAAAAGAAGAGCUGCCGGCUCCUUACAUCCUCCAGGAAGUGCAGGUCGGCAUCAUAAACACCACCAUGUGUAACUACCUCUUCUCGCAGUCUUCUUUCCGUUAUAACAUCUGGGGAGACAUGGUUUGUGCUGGCGAACCUCAAGGUGGCAAGGACUCCUGCUUCGCCCUGGUCGCCCGUUCUGCUCCCCAGGGUGACUCAGGCGGACCACUGGCCUGCGAGAAGAAAGGACUGUGGUAUCAGGUUGGGAUCGUCAGCUGGGGAGUGGGCUGUGGUAGGCCCAACCGGCCUGGCGUCUACACCAACGUUAGUUCACACUUCAACUGGAUCCGGAUGCUGAUUGCCCACAGCAGCAUCCACAGGCCAGACCCCUGGCUGCUGCUCCUGUGCCUCCCCCUCCUCUGGAGCACCUCAUUCCUGCAGCUGUCCGGAGCCCAGCAGAGCCCGUGA
Molecule: messenger RNA, 1026 nt
Organism: Artibeus jamaicensis (Jamaican fruit-eating bat)
Lineage: Eukaryota; Metazoa; Chordata; Mammalia; Chiroptera; Phyllostomidae
Gene: PRSS21
Product: serine protease 21
Exons: 7
Coding region: 1-1026 (341 amino acids)
Biological process (GO): proteolysis
Molecular function (GO): serine-type endopeptidase activity
Source: RefSeq, a predicted model, not a curated record